AGUGCCGGGGCUGUUCCCCUCGCUUGUCGGACAGACAGAAGGAUCCAGGGUCUGACCCGCCGACCGUGCGACUGCGGCCAGGAUGGGCCGGAAGGUGACCGUGGCCACUUGCGCGCUAAACCAGUGGGCCCUGGAUUUCGAAGGCAAUUUGCAAAGGAUUUUAAAGAGUAUUGAAAUUGCCAAAAACAAAGGAGCCAAGUACAGGCUCGGACCAGAACUGGAAAUAUGUGGCUAUGGAUGCUGGGAUCAUUAUCACGAGUCAGAUACCCUCCUGCAUUCCCUGCAAGUCCUGGCUGCACUUUUGGAAUCUCCAGUCACUCAGGACAUCAUCUGUGAUGUGGGAAUGCCCGUGAUGCACAGAAAUGUCCGCUACAACUGCAGGGUGAUCUUUCUCAACAGGAAGAUUCUGCUCAUCAGACCCAAGAUGGCCUUGGCCAACGAAGGCAACUACCACGAGCUGCGCUGGUUUACCCCGUGGUUGAAGGUCCGGCAAACAGAGGAAUAUUUUCUCCCACGGAUGAUUCAGGAGCUGACACAGCAGGAGACCGUCCCCUUUGGAGACGCGGUGCUGUCCACCCAGGACACCUGCCUGGGCAGUGAGAUCUGUGAGGAGCUCUGGACGCCCCACAGCCCACACGUCGACAUGGGCCUGGAUGGCGUGGAGAUCUUCACCAAUGCCUCGGGCAGCCACCACGUGCUGCGCAAAGCCCACGCCAGGGUGGAGCUGGUGACCUCGGCGACCACCAAGAACGGCGGGGUCUACCUGCUGGCCAACCAGAAGGGCUGCGACGGCGGCCGCCUCUACUACGACGGCUGCGCCCUGAUCGCCAUGAACGGGCUCGUCUUCGCGCAGGGAGCCCAGUUUUCCCUGGAUGACGUGGAGGUCCUCACUGCCACGUUGGACUUGGAGGACAUCAGGAGCUACAGGGCGGAGAUUUCUUCCCGGAACGUGGCGGCCAGCAGGGUGAGCCCUUAUCCCCGCGUGAAGGUGGACUUUGCCCUCUCGUGCCGGGACGACCUGCUGCUGCCGCUCUCCGAGCCCCUCGAGUGGAGAUACCACAGUCCCAGCGAGGAGAUAAGCCUGGGACCGGCUUGCUGGCUCUGGGACUUCUUAAGACGCAGUCGGCAGGCGGGGUAUUUCCUGCCUCUGAGUGGCGGGGUGGACAGCGCGGCCACGGCCUGCCUCGUGUUCUCCAUGUGCCGCCAGGUCUGUGAGGCGGUGAAGAACGGAAAUCAGGAAGUGCUGGCGGAUGUCCGGGCCAUCGUGAACCAGAUGAGCUACACCCCCCAGGACCCCCGAGACCUCUGUGGGCGGCUACUGACCACCUGCUACAUGGCCAGCGAGAACUCCUCCCAGGAGACGUGCCAGAGGGCCAGAGAGCUGGCCCAGCAGAUUGGGAGCCACCACAUCGGAAUCAACAUAGACCCAGCCGUGAAGGCCGUCGUGGGCAUCUUCAGCCUGGUGAUGGGCAAGCGCCCUCUGUUUGCUGUGCACGGAGGGAGCAGCAGGGAGAACCUGGCCUUGCAGAACGUGCAGGCUCGGAUAAGGAUGGUCCUCGCCUAUCUUUUCGCUCAGCUGAGCCUCUGGUCUCGGGGUGUCCCUGGGGGGCUUCUCGUGCUCGGAUCCGCCAACGUGGAUGAAAGCCUCCUCGGCUACCUGACCAAGUACGACUGCUCCAGCGCGGACGUCAAUCCCAUAGGCAGCAUCAGCAAGACGGACCUGCGGGCCUUCGUCCAGCACUGCACCGAGCACUGCCAGCUCCCUGCCCUGCGGAGCAUCCUGUCGGCCCCGGCCACUGCCGAGUUGGAGCCCUUGGCCAGCGGAUGGGUGUCCCAGACCGACGAGGAAGACAUGGGAAUGACAUAUGCAGAACUCUCCAUCUAUGGGAGGCUCAGGAAGUUAGCCAAGACUGGACCCUACAGCAUGUUCUGCAAACUCCUCAACAUGUGGAAAGACACCUGCACCCCAAGACAGGUGGCUGAAAAAGUGAAGCAAUUUUUCUGCAAGUAUUCAAUGAACAGACACAAAAUGACAACGCUCACGCCUGCGUAUCACGCUGAAAAUUACAGUCCCGAUGACAACAGAUUCGAUCUGCGACCGUUUUUGUACAACACAAGCUGGCCUUGGCAGUUUCGGUGCAUCGAAAACCAGGUUCUGCGGCUGGAGAGGACAGAGCAGCAGGAGCUGGACGGCGUGGACUGAAGGCACGUUCCGCGUGGAGGGCUCCUGUCCCACACGGACCCUGGAUGUCACCCCUGCCGCCGAUGGCCCGAGAAGCAAGUUAGGUGUAACAUUUCAAGCAAGUGGAAGCUCUGCAUUCCAGUUCCUGAUCGAGGCUAAAAUAAAAGACAAUGUGCUUUUCUCCUCUUCUCUUCAAGCGUGU
Messenger RNA from Choloepus didactylus (southern two-toed sloth), 2384 nucleotides. It is a transcript of the gene NADSYN1, whose product is annotated as NAD synthetase 1. Gene Ontology annotation, cellular component: cytoplasm. Gene Ontology annotation, molecular function: glutaminase activity; ATP binding; NAD+ synthase (glutamine-hydrolyzing) activity. The transcript has 21 exons. Gene Ontology annotation, biological process: NAD+ biosynthetic process. Lineage: Eukaryota; Metazoa; Chordata; Mammalia; Pilosa; Megalonychidae. Bases 83 to 2203 code for a protein of 706 amino acids. The record is from RefSeq and is a predicted model, not a curated record.